This is a messenger RNA of Chaetomium globosum CBS 148.51, 4056 nucleotides long. RefSeq lists its product as uncharacterized. Lineage: Eukaryota; Fungi; Ascomycota; Sordariomycetes; Sordariales; Chaetomiaceae. The transcript is spliced from 3 exons. The record is from RefSeq and is a predicted model, not a curated record. Gene Ontology annotation, biological process: nuclear migration involved in conjugation with cellular fusion; establishment of mitotic spindle orientation. Gene Ontology annotation, cellular component: spindle; cell tip; spindle pole body. Bases 1 to 4056 code for a protein of 1351 amino acids.
AUGUCCGUGCUGGAGUUGGCCGAAGGACGCAGAGUCCAGCUGGCUGACCAGCGCCAUGGAUUCAUCCGAUUCUUUGGCCACACCAACUUUGCACCUGGCCUCUGGGUCGGUGUUGAGCUCGAUGACGAUUCCGGCAAGAACGACGGAAGCGUCAAUGACGUUCGCUACUUUGACUGCGACAUGGGAUACGGAAUGUUCGUCCGUCCCACCGCCUUGAAGCUGCUCGCCGAGCCGGCUGCUCCGCUGUACCCUCAGCCCAAGAAAAAAGGCCGCCCUAGCAGCAUGUUCUCAGCCUCUUCUCGAGGUUCUACCCCGGCCGAUCCGGGCUUGACCAAACGGAUCAGCCUAAACGCACCAAGCCCGACACCGAGCCAAAAGCAACAAACCCGUACACCUACUGGGAUCAGAUCACCCACCAGAUCACCCACCAAGCAACUGGGCACUGCGCCUUCGAGCGGAGCUCCAUCCCGCACUACCACCCCGUCCAAUGCAAAACCUGCCCCGGGAGCUCGCUCACGUCCGGCCAUCGCCACGGCCCGACCCUCGAUGGCCCCGCCUCCGAUGCCAGUCAGGCAAACUCGUCAAGCCUCAUCGGCCGCCGUUCCAAAGACUACCGGUGGAAUUCCCAAGACUACUGGUGCCCCUACACGUACCCCUAGUGGCCGACUGGCUGUCACCACCAAACCCAAUGUUGUUCGUUCGGCGGUUACUCGAGCCUCUUCAGUCGCCAUCCCGGGAUCUGCCAAGUUUCACACCACCGGUAAACGCUCCAGCUCCAGCAGCGCUGCGUCUGGCCCGAAGAGCAGCGAUGAGGACGUUGGAUCCCCCCCCAUCACCAGCCCUGUCCAGUCGAGGACCAUGGCGCUCGAGAAACUCACUGGCUCAACGAGCACCAAACCAACCACGGCCACGAAACAGCCCACCAAACCAUCAAGUGCCGCCGCGGCAUCCCCGCGGCCCGCAGCUGGCAACGCAGCUGCUACGAAAGAGAUCGAGGAUCUCAAGGCGAAGCUCCGCGUCCUCGAGAAGAAGAGAAUCGAGGACCGGGAGAAGCUCAACGAUCUCGACAAAAUGAAGAGCGAACGCGACAGAUUUGAGCGGAUUAUUCAGACGCUGCAAAUCAAGUAUCAGCCCCAACAGCAGGAAAUCGCUGAGCUUAAACGUCAACUCAAAGAGGCCGAGUCUCGCCUCUACAACGUCGAGGACAUUCAGCAGGAACAUGAGACGGCAAUGGAGCUUGCCACCCUCGACCGUGAGAUGGCGGAAGAGAUGGCCGACGUCUACAAGACGGAGCUAGACGCCCUGAAACACAAGACGGAGGAGCUCAAGCUGGAAGUCGAUAUCCUUCGGGAGGAGAACUCUGAAUUCACCAAAGGCAUGUCAUCCGAGGACAUCGCCAGCACCGGCUGGCUUCAGAUGGAAAAAGACAAUGAACGCCUCCGGGAAGCCUUGAUCAGACUCCGAGACAUCUCGCGAGAGCAAGAGGACGAGUUCAAGCACCAAAUCAAGGAGAUGCAGGACACCCUUGCCGAGGGUGACGCCUUCAAGGACAAACUCCAUGCUUGCGAAAUCGAAUUGGCUCAGAAGGAGAGUGCCGUUGAGGACCUCAGAGAACAGCUUGACAACGCACUCGGCGCUGAAGACAUCAUCGAAACCUUGACGGAGCAGACGAUGAACCAGUCUGAAGAGAUUAAGGAACUCAAAGCGACCAUCCUUGACUUGGAGGAGCUCAAGGAGGUAAGCGAUGAGCUCGAGAUUAACCAUGUUAACAAUCAAAAGGAGAUGCAGGAUGAGAUCGACAAACGGGACGCCGUGAUUGCUGAGCAGGCUCGCCAGGCUGCCAUACAACAGCAGGCCAUCGAAGACAACGAAUACACGCUGUCGCGCUUCCGGGAGCUUGUCACCAACCUGCAAAGCGACCUCGCGGAUAUGCAUGCUUCUCGGGCGGUUACCGAGAAUGAAUCUGAACAACUGAACGCCCGGUCCAGGGCCAUGCUGGAUUUGAACAUGAAACUUCAGAUCUCGGCCGCCAAGGCGCAAGUGAAGACAAUCGAUCUCGAACUUCGCCGUAUGGAGGCGCAGGAGGCCGAGCAGCACCUUGAGAUCGUUACAAUGUUCCUUCCCGACACGUACCAAACGGACCGAGACUCAGUCUUGGCACUGUUGAGAUUCAAGAGAUUGGCCUCCAAGGCCGAUAUCCUCAACGGUUUCAUCAAGGAGCGAGUCAACGGCCAAACCCAUCCCGGUCACGAGAACGAGCUGUUCGAGGGCUGUGGCGCCAUGGACAAGCUCGCCUGGAUCUCGUGCAUGUGCGACCGUUUCAUCAAUUCCAUCAGCCAUUGUUCCCUUGAGCAGUUCGCCAAGUACGAGGGAGCUUUGUACGAGCUGGAGCCAGUCGAGCGCGCCCUCAACGGGUGGAUUGAAGGCUUGAAGCAGGACGACCUAAACGAGAAGAAGUGCUCUGUCGAGCUGCAGCGCACCAUCGCCCUCAUGACCCACCUCGGCGAGGUUCACAUAUCGUCCGACCUUGAAAGCUUUGCGGACGACAUCCACAUGAAGGCAUCCCUCAUGCAAAGCUACCUCGAGUCAGCCGCCGUCUCAUUUGCGGCCACGGCAACCAUGGUUCAGCGGGUUGUCGCUCAAGACGACGAGGAGCUUGGUCAACACUUUUCCAAAAAGGCCGAGGCCGUUGUCACCCAGACACGCAGCGCCAAGGUCAUUGCAAACAAGACUGUCCGCGCGCUGGAGGAUCUGAAGUCGAGAUCGCUCUCUCUUCUUCCAGAGACCCUAGAUGCAUUCGAGCAAUGCGAGACGGCAACCGCCGAGCUCGCUGACAUGGCGCGGAGAAUCGGCCUGGACCUCCACGGCUUCUUGCACGAGGAAGGUAGGGCCGACCCGUACACCUACUCGGAUGUCCAGUCAUGCACACAGAAGACCGCCAUGACUGCUUUCAGCGCAGACGAGACGGAUCUAUUUUCCACUUACCUCAACAAACUACGAUUCGUCACCUCGCAGAUUUCGGAUCUCGCAGCACUCAGCAUUGAUUUAUCCAACACCCAGGAAUUUGAACGCAGCCCGGCUCCAUGGAUUCUGCGGAGCCAGGAGCUCAAGAUGCUCAAGAAAAUUCCGAUCGAAGUCGAGGCCGAGACCCGUCGUCUCAAAGAUGACCUCCACAAUACUCGACGCAACCUCGCCAUCCGCGACGAGGACCUCAGCACUGCCCAGCUCAAGAUCGAGACCCUGGAGUCCCGCAUGCGAGACGCCAAGGCCAAGACAUCUCGUAUCUCUGAGCUAGAAUCACAAAUCGAAGCCGCGAAGGAGCAAAACACCACCCUCUCCGAGAGCAUCGAGAAGCAAGACAGAGAGCUCAGGUCGCUAGAGCUUGAAUGCGACAAGUGGAAGCAGGUUGCCAGCAGCAGCCGUGCCGUCACCGGUGGCGGCGCUGAAGAGGGCGAAGCUGGUGCCAAAGCGAACCAAGAGCGUGCAGUCGCCACAGCACGCGAGAUCGAAACCCUGAAGACAGAGAUUAACGGUCUCCGGUCUUCCUUGCGCUACCUGCGCGAUGAUAACCGCCGCGCGCGGACUAACGAACAACCAAACCACGAUUGGCUCGCCGAGCCGCUCAUUAAGAACGUCCCGCCCGCCGAGCAGCGCAAAGCCAAUAUCGCCAGCGAGAGUAAGGCUGUGCUUGGUGAAUUGGUCAAUCUGGCUAGCAGCGCAACAGUCUACGACAUGGCAAGCUUGCCCGCCGAUAAGGUGGCGUGGAAGCCUGCCGAAGCGACACCCCAGUUUCAUGCACACCAACAAGUCCAGAAUUUUCUGGAGUGGAAAACAUGGCGAACGGAAAUGUUGAAGAAUGGAUCAUCAAUCAGAAGGUGUCUCAUUUCAAGGAUGGGUGAGAAUAUGCUCGCUUGGAGCAUGGAGGCUGCAGGGAAUUUGGCGGUUAGGGCGGAGAAGAAUUUGAUGGCAAGUCGGAAGAGACGGGAAUUGGCCUACGCCCAGCUAUUGGAAACGGUGGACAAGGCGGAAGAAAACCAUCGGGCGGGGCUCUGGUGA